Messenger RNA from Bursaphelenchus okinawaensis, 316 nucleotides. The record is from the annotation of a GenBank genome assembly. NCBI's taxonomy places the organism in Eukaryota, Metazoa, Nematoda, Chromadorea, Rhabditida, Aphelenchoididae.
AUGAGAUUCUUCAUCAUUCUUGUUUUGGCUCUUCUGGCUGUCACUGCUCUUGGUAAGUUCAAUUUGAACUUGAAAAAUUGAAAAAAAUGAAAAUUUUAAACCUUGACUUUUCUUUGAAUAAUAUCAUAUACACCAUGAUCUUUCAGGAGCCGCGAACCGCGGUAAGAAGCCAGCCCACCACCCUCCAGCCCACAAAGCUCCAGCUCACAAAGCCCCAGCCAAAGCCGGUACUAAAACUCCAUCUGGAACUGGUGCCACUUCCGCUGCCAAGACUACUGGUGCUGCUGCGGCCGCUACUACCGUCAAGGCGGCUUAG